AUGGCACAAACUUGCUGUGUACUUGGAUGUGCUAAUCGUUCUGGUCGGGAUAAAGUAGUGUUUUUCAAGUAUGUAUCAGUAGUUUUAACAUGGACAUCCAAACAUUCAAUUUUACAGCUUAACAACUAUUUUACCAAAUCAUUUAUGUAUAGAUUUCCAAGAAAUAACAUACUUAAAGAAAAGUGGAUAGUUGCUAUAAAAAGGCAUAAUUUUAUCCCAACAUAUCACAGGAUAUGUCACAUUCAUUUCACUGAAAAUGACUUUGUAGAACGGCCAGAUCUAAAACGGCUUAAAGAAACAGCAGUCCCUACUUUAUUUAUUGCCCAAGAAAAAAUUAAAGUAGACGUAGUUAAACAGGAACAUGCUUAUUGCCAAUUUACUAAACCCAAUGUUGAAAGUGAUAAGAAUCGUAAUGACUAA
Molecule: messenger RNA, 420 nt
Organism: Macrosiphum euphorbiae (potato aphid)
Lineage: Eukaryota; Metazoa; Arthropoda; Insecta; Hemiptera; Aphididae
Source: the annotation of a GenBank genome assembly